GCCGCGGGUGACGAAGAGCCGCGGUGGCCGAGCGCAGGCGUGACCCGCGCCGCUGAGCCCCGCCGGGACGGGGUCGAGCCUCGAAGCCCACUCCGUGGUGACAUUUCUCCUGAUGUCUGUGAGAAUUAGUGGAUAAGUCGCUGCAGCUGGUUUGUCGAGUGAGUGAUAUACCCAUCAUUGGGAGGAUACAGCAUAUCACAGAUCCGUUUGAUGGAGGCAUCUCCAGUAGCAGGAGCCAGCCGGUGCCUUGUCCAGAGCUAAUAUACAGUAUUGCAGUACAGAGGGUGCCUGUGCUUACUGCAGGCUUGGAGCUAGAGCGAAAUGGAGGAAUCCAGGAGCAGAUAUCUAGCAAGGAAAUACUUCUGUCUCUGGGCAAAAAAGACAUUUGGACGAGUUCUUCCUUCCACAGCCAGGAGCUUUUAUGACAAGAAGCAUAUUAUUUUUCAAAACACUUCUGGAGAGUGGAAGGAGCAGUGGACUGUCUGCAGAGGAAAGAAGCUCAGCCUCAGAGCAGCCAGACACUACAGGCAUUUACUCCUUAAUUUGAUAUUCAAGGCCUGGAGGGCUUAUGUGUGCCAGCAACAUAGAAUGAGGAGUAAAUAUGAUAUUGCAGAGUCUCAUGCAAAGAAGCAACAGUUGCUUAGGACCUGGCAGUGCUGGCUGGUUUAUGUUGAUGUUCGGAGGACAAAACACGGGAUGCAGUCUGUGGCAGUGGCUUUCAGGGAAAGAAGCUACUUGCGCAUGUCCUGGGCUGUAUGGAGAAGACGACACCAGCAGAACUGUGCUGGUCGUAAAAUGAACAUUUUGGCUCUGCAGCACUGGGCUCAGAGCCUGCAGUUCCGAGCUUGGUUGCAGUGGCAGGAGCUGUAUUUCUACAGCCAGAAUGACAAGCAGAAGGAGAUGAGGGCAGUAACUCAUCAUCAGCAGUGGGAAUUGAAGAGAUGCAUGGAAGCAUGGCUGGGAUACUUCUACCUCCGCAGAGCAAAGAAACAUAAGAAUGAGCUGGCCCAAGAGCAUCACCGAAACAGGAUAGUCCAGCAGUGUUUCUCCAAUUGGCGGCUUUCAUGGGAGUGCAGGAGAAGAAUGCGUACUCCCCAAAAGGGCAUUGAAAAACUAUCAGGAAGGAUUGCCUUAUGGAGAGGCUUUGCGUGCUGGAAGCAUUAUGUCGUACUGCGUGUGGAAGAGACUCAACAGUGUGGGCUGGCUGAAAAACACUACAACCAUUAUCUGUUGAACCUCGGGUUUGAGGGUCUUUGGCAGAAUGUCAUGGAUGCUCAUCUUCAGAAAAUGGGGAAACAUCUGUCAUGCCGUUUGCAUCAUGCAGUGUUGCAGAAGUUCUGGAACCGUUGGAAGUCCCGUUUGGAAGAGAAGGGGGAAGAACAGCAGCAGGCCUUAACAUCAGUGGCUUGUGCCCGUUACAGGAGAGUGUUGAUGAGCCGGAUGUUUGAUAUGUGGUUGCUGAAGGCGAGCAAGCAGCAAGAAUACCGACUGGAAGAGAAAAGGGCUGUGCUUCAUUUUGAAAGGCAGCUGUUGCGUUGCUUCUGGUGCCUCUGGCGCCAAAGAACAGCUGCAUGUUUGGAGGAGCAGGAGGGCUUGGUUUGUGCAAGAGAUCACUACAGUAAGCUGCUGCUGCUGAAGGCUUUCUGUCUGUGGAAACAAAACACUCAGCAGAGAAAAACAGAGAAGCUCAAGGAACUGCAAGCCUUAAGAUUUCACCUUUCAAAGUGUCUGCAGCAGACUUGGAACAAGUGGAGGGAGUAUGUGGGACAUCAGCGUGAGAAAUGGAGGAAGUUGGUGCUAGCAGACAGGCACUAUCAGCACACAUUGCUGGGCAAGACCUUGGCAGCCUGGAAGAGUUACCAAGAUAACAUACAGUGCAUUCUGUACCAUGUAGCUGAAAAGGAGGAACAGCGCACCAGAUUGCUGCUGUGGCAGCAUCUGCAUGUGUGGAGAGAAAAUGCCUUUGCUCUCAUACGUGAAGCUGAGGCAACCUCUCGGGCAGAUGAGCACUACAGGAGAGCAGUCCUGUCGAAGGUGUUGCUGCAGUGGAGAUGCGCUGCCUCGCGACAAGGGUAUUGCCGUCAGCAGAAGAGUACAGCUGUGAUGGAGGCUAGAAAACAUUUGGAUAUAGCACGUUUACAGAGUCUGUUUCUUCGCUGGAAGAAGUUAACUAGGGAGUCUCUGAUGCUGAGGGCGCAGCAGCACAGGGCAGUACAGCACCACCAGCAGCACCUACUCCAGAAGUACCUGGUGAAAUGGAAGGAAUAUCAUCAGCGAUGCCUCAGAAAAGCGCUGCUACAAAGACAGGGAGAUCAGCUAAUGACUCGUAGACUUUGCUCUGCUUCCUUCUGUUGCUGGAAGGCACGGCUGUUGGAGCAGCAAUGGGAAAAGCAGAAGACAGUGCAGGGGUUGUGGCACUGGUCCCUUUCAUUGCAGAGAAAGGUAUUUGAUGCUUGGCUCAGGUUUGCCAAGGCACAGCAGCAGAAGAAAGGUCACACUGAAAAAGUCAUGGGAGUUUCCCACACCACUUUUCUGAGAGAAGGUGCAAGCUGGGACUUGAGACACACCGCUGGCAUGAAACCAUUGCAGGGACAGCUCCAAGCCCAGUGCCAGCUGAAGAAGCAAGUGACAUUUGAAGUGCCUGAUGUUAGCCCAGAGACAAGGGGACAUUCAGCAGAGGAAAAGCCACGGCCUUCACAAUGCGGUCAUCUACCAUUUCACCUUGCUGGUGGGCACUCGGUUCUCAGUGACCUAAAUGCUAUUCGACAAGCAAGGUUACCACCACGGAGGCCUGACUUCCUUCUGGAAUCUCUAGAAAGCAAGGAACUGCUGGGACCUCCUCUUACUAGGUCCGAGACACCCUUCCAGCAAAUGCCUGCAAACAGAUGCUCUGUGCACGCUGGGAGCUUAAUGCCAGCACCUCAAAUGGAAGAAAGCACCUGUAGAUGUCUGUCUCCGAUGGGUAACACCACUCACUCCUACCCACCGCUCCCGUCUGCGUCACUGUGGACACAUGGUGUGCACUGUGCUCAACAGGAGACUCUGGAGAAGAAGUUGCAACCACAUUUGCAGCCACACUUGCUGUUACCUGAAGACUUUGUGGGAAAAGGAAGUUGCCAGACUGCAGCUGAAAGGGAAGAAAGGGAGCACAGUUCCAAAGCAGAAGCAGUGUUUCAGAGAAGGCUGGGAGCUGAACUCCAACACAUCCAGCAGCAGAUGCAGUACUACUUCAGCAGGAAACAAGAACUUAAGUCCUGUCAGCAGCAGGUACAGGUUCUGCAGAAGUGGCUGGAAACAAGCGUGCAACCCAAGGACAAAGAAGAGGCACGAGGAGUUCAGGCAGAAUUGGAUCAGUUGCAGGUGAGGAUCAAGGCCCUGGCCAAAGCACAGCCACAAGACAGACACCACGUGCAGAACCUGCUUGCCCGCCUGCGUGAUAUCCAGAGUGCUCUGGAUACGUGAUACCUCCAAACCCACUGUCUGGCUCACAAGCAGGACAUUUUGCCCCCUUCACAGCAGGAGAGGAUAGAAGCGAUGUGUGCGUUCUCUUAGUCUAUGUAUGGCAUUUUGAUUUUAUAAAUUAACUAUUUUUGCUUGAUUUAUUUUGUCACUACAGCUGGUUAAACUAGGAACUUGGCAUACCCCACACUGCACCCACAAUACGUAAUUUAGGUUACCCUGACAUUUCAGAAAGAUCAGCAACACUGGUAAGACUCUUUAUUUCAAAACGUUUGCAGUUAAAUGAAUUAAUGUCAGUAAGUUAUACACUUUGAUGUACAAAAAUACCGUGCUACUGAUACAGUUGAAGAAUUAAAUGGAUUCUCCAUGCAGGAGAAAUUCACAGCAUUAUCAGUACCCUCUAGGAACUUUGCUUUCACUUCCAGGGUGCCUUGCUGACCUCUGUGUAACAAGUUAGGUUUGUUAAUCCACCAGCUCUGCACAGUAUUGAGACCAUCACAAAACCAGCCACUUGCACCCUAAUCCUCUCCUCCGAUUUCUAAUAAAGCAAAUCCCAUGUAACCUGUUGGGCAUCGCUCAGCCAACAGCCACCUUCAGAUCCUAUGUGUGAUUAUGGGAGCAGGCAGAAAUUAAAGCUCAAAGGUGCUCUGGCUGUGUCUGGAGGGCACAGGCCUCAGUGGGAGAUGGGCAGAGGAUUCAGUUGUCUUGUCUCUCAGCCACUGGAACAGAUUUGCCUUCUCCCGCUAAGACGACUGGUCCUCUAACGGGUACAGCUUUAUCCUCUCAGGGCUGACAUUUGCCUGUGUUUUCUCACUCUCAGUG
Cuculus canorus (common cuckoo) is the source of this 4281-nucleotide messenger RNA. It is a transcript of the gene SFI1, whose product is annotated as SFI1 centrin binding protein. Gene Ontology annotation, molecular function: phosphatase binding. The record is from RefSeq and is a predicted model, not a curated record. The transcript has 29 exons. Bases 322 to 3462 code for a protein of 1046 amino acids. Lineage: Eukaryota; Metazoa; Chordata; Aves; Cuculiformes; Cuculidae.